UGAGGGCGAGGGUGACGGGCCACAAGCCAGUGUGAUUCUUUGUGUGUCUCUGGGUGUGUCCCAGAGCGGGUCUGGAUACGGAGACGUAUCCUUGCGGGGGUGUUCCUUGGAUGGGGGGCCCCAGAGUGCCUGAGGCCAGAAGUCUCUCCAGAGCGGGGGUCUUGGCCCGUAGGGCAGCGGGUUCCCAGUGGGCCCCCUCAAAGUUUGGGCCCGCUGGUGCCCUGACUCACUGGCUCCCGCUCCCUCUCCCUCUCACCCACUCGCUCACAAAGAUUCCUCUCGCUGGAGGCUCUCCGCUCGACGCAGCCUGGCUGAAAACGGCUCUAAGCGCCGCCGGUGGCGGGGACUCCGCGGACCCCCGUGCGCCGGGUCCCGCAGGGGGAGGGCGGUGGCGCCGGCCCGUGGAGAGACAAGUCCCCGGGGACCCCGGGCUGCGCGCCAGGAGGCCAGAGCGGCCCCCCUGCAGCCCCGCCCUCCCCGUGGGGCUCAUCCCUCCGCCUGGGGGGGCCCGCUGGGGGCCCGCACCCAGCGCGUCAACCGCGUGCGCCCCCGCCUGGGAGCGGUGCCCUGCAGUUCCAGGGGCUCAGAGUCCACCCAAGCAGACGCGUGCGCCCGCCACGUCCUGGCGUGCAGAGGGUCUGAGGCCGCGAUCCCCCCAGCCCCCGGGGGCCUGGCCUGGCGCCCUCGGCCCAGCUGCCCAGGCUGCCUCGCUCGGGUGACGUCAGCGCCCCGGUCCCCGCCGCAGCCGCUGCAUCCUCCGUGCCUGGCCUGAGCCGGAGUCCCCCGCGUCCCCUGCGUUCCGCCCG
Molecule: messenger RNA, 806 nt
Organism: Symphalangus syndactylus (siamang)
Lineage: Eukaryota; Metazoa; Chordata; Mammalia; Primates; Hylobatidae
Product: basic proline-rich protein-like
Source: RefSeq, a predicted model, not a curated record